Rana temporaria (common frog) is the source of this 4467-nucleotide messenger RNA. It is a transcript of the gene FBRSL1, whose product is annotated as fibrosin like 1. NCBI's taxonomy places the organism in Eukaryota, Metazoa, Chordata, Amphibia, Anura, Ranidae. The transcript is spliced from 19 exons. The coding region runs from base 758 to 4441 and encodes 1227 amino acids. The record is from RefSeq and is a predicted model, not a curated record.
UUAUCUGCUUUGGGCUUUUUUUUUUCUGCUGCACUGUACAAUUGAGAGAGAAGAACAUUUCCUCCCCUUCCUCCUGUCUCUUUAAGAGCUCGGAUCGCUGCUCUAACGUGUCCCCGUUUGUGUCUUGUUGUAGGAUCGGACGAUCGGUGACCCGGAGGAGCUGGGGAGGCCAAGGGGGAUCGAUCGGGACCGAGAAUGGAUGGGAUGUAAGGAGGAGGAGGAGGACAGAGAAUGGCACCGAGGAGGCUCGGCACUCAGCGCCUGUGAUUAGGAUCUGGGCUUUCUUCUCUGGAUUCCCUGCAUCUGCUGUCACACAAGAAGAGAAAGAGAUCUCCAUCAGUGGAGGGGUGUCCUCACACCAUGAGGGAUUGGUGACCCCCCACCAGGAGGAGGAUGAUACUACUGCAGCCUCUACACCAUCUGGGGCAGGCUCAUGGCACAUCCACCCUUCAUUAAAUGGCACCCAAAAGUUCCACUCACACCGGCUACUAAGUAGCAGGAUUGGAUCUGGACACAAAAAAAGAACUGUCACUUGUUAAAGGCUCUGUGGAUUACUGAGAAAGUGUCUGGAUUGGAUCUUUCUAUCCAGAUCUGUCCCACAAAACACCCCUUUCCCACAAGUCGUCGGCGUCUCCUGUUCCCGGUAUCGGUUGUGCUUAGUAAUUGGAUUUGUGGAUUCAAGGUCACUCAUUGGAAUUUUCCCUGUGGAUUUAUAAUUAGCGGAUUUUUCUUUUUUUUUCUUCUUUAUCGAGAGACGAUGGAUGUCAAAAUGAAACAACAAAGCAGGAGAUCCAGGUCUCAGAGGGACAGGGUGAGGAGAAGAGACCCAUCUGUCAGGGAUCCCCGAAACCAGAGCCCCUCCUCCGCCUCGGAAGCAGAAAGGGGCCUGGGAAAGGAGAAUUCAAAUCAGAAUGGUAAAAAUCCAGUCGCUUUAGCCAGAAACACCAGACCGCCUAGACGUAAAAGGCGAGAAUCCAGCUCGCAGGAGGAGGAUUUAAUUGAUGGCUUUGCAAUUGCCAGUUUCAAUACCUUGGAAGCCUUAGAGAAAGAUCUGGCGUUAAAACCACCAGAGCGGAAAGAGAAGUGGGAAAGGCAUCCUAGCAAGAAAUCCAGAGCAUCAGGGAAAUAUAUCUCUGCGGAGCCAAGUGAGAAUGGACACAAUCAUGAUGCAGGCAGCUCAGAAAGAGAAAUGGAGAGAGGAAAGGAGCGUGACAAGAAGAAAUACCCUCUCAAGGCAGUCAAUCAGGUAAAAGCAUCCAGGAACAGAAAUGGCAGGAAUAGUGAAGAAAGCAGCAUCAAGGAAGCCAUGAGUUCCCAGCGCAGCAGUUCCCAUGAUCGCCUCAGUGAUAGCUCAGCUCAAUCACUUUCAGGACACGGCUACUCAUGCGACAGCGAAAGUGAUAUCAACGAUAAGUGCUCCAAUGUUGGCUCUGAGAUCCUCUUUUCUCCAGCAGUCUCCACAGGUCUAGGUACACUUUUGAAUGAUAAGUCUGAGUCUCAGGCUCCCUGCCACCCUAAAGUAUCAGGACUAGAACGCAGCCAGGAACUGAACACAGAGGUUCUUUAUAUCCCACCCAUACAUAGUCCACCACCACCUCCUGCUGCUAUUGUCACGUCUGCCUCAUCUACACCGGCAUCGAGUACUCGGGCUAGCCCUCUAGUAAAGAAGGAACCUACUAUUGUUGCCCCAGCUCCGCCAAGACUUACACCUCAACCUCAACCACGUCCUCAGUCUCGGCCUUUGUCUCAGCCUCAGUUGUUGCCUAUUGAGUUACGGACUCAGAAUCAUAUCUCUUCACACCUUAACUACCCUGGGCAUCAGCAGCUUCCGCAAAACGGAAUUACCAGCAUCAGCCGGAGUAGCAGUGCUAGCAGUGCAGCUAGUAUCAGCAUACCCAAGCACCUACCGUCUUCCCCCCAGAUUCCACCACAUCACCCUGCUGGAUCGGGUCUGCCCCUCUCCAUCUCCAACCUUGCUACCUCACACUUUGCUCUCAGAUCUCAAACUCAGCAUCAUCCGGCCAUGUUUGCCACCCCUCCCUCACUACCACCUCCACCGUCUUUACCUACUAAUGGCCUUGUAAUCCCUGGGCACCCUGCUGGAGCUGGAUAUUCAGAUCAUGAACUUCUCAGACAGGAGCUGAAUAAUCGAUUUUUGGUUCAGACCUCGGACCGGGCCGGUGCCCAUCUCGGCUCAGUGCCAAUGCUGAGGGCAGAGUUUCACCAGCACCAACACACGCACCAACACACCCAUCAGCACACUUUUACUCCCUUCACAUCCAGCCUACCCCAGACGCAGCUUAUGCCGCCUAAUGCACCUACCAUGGUGCGUACCCCAGCUCGAAAUUUUGACAAGUACGCUCCCAAGUUAGACAGCUCUUAUUUUCGUCAUUCUAACUUCUUUCCAACGUAUACUUCUCCAAUGCCCGGAAUGCCCCCAAUGCUUCCUCAUUCAGGUCCAUUUAGUUCUCUUCAGGGAGCUUUUCAGCCGAAGACCUCAAAUGCCAUUGAUGUCACUAGCAGGCCUGGCGCAGUACAUCAUACCCUCCUACAGAAAACACCUGGGGUUAACGAUCCAUACAGGACACCAGUGAGAAAACCAGGCAAGUGGUGUGCAGUACAUGUCCAGAUAGCUUGGCAAAUCUACCACCAUCAGCAGAAGAUGAAGCAAAUGCAGAUGGAUCCUCACAAGCUGGAUAUUUGUGGCAAACUUGACCUGUUCAGCAGGCCGCCAGCACCAGGUGUCUUUCCAGGCAUCCCUUAUCCUCACGAUUUAGCCAGACCUCUAUUUUCUAGCACAGGUCCAACACAUCCGGGGGCAACACCCUUUGGACCUUCCCCACAUCACAGCAGUUUCCUGCCAACAAGCCAUUUGGCUGAUCCAUUUAGCAGGUCAAGCAGCUUCAGCGGCCUGGGGAACUUAGGCAGCAAUGCCUUUGGAGGAUUAGCCAGUCAUGCUCUAACACACAACAGCUUGUUCGCUCACAAAGAGAGCCCAACUCUUCAGACCUUUAGCAGCCCCCAUGAGCCCUGGAAUCGGCUCCAUCGGACUCCACCGUCUUUUCCAACUCCUCCUCAGUGGUCCAAAGUAGGGGAUUCCGAAAGAAGUUCCUCUGUAACUAACCAUGACAGAGACAAGGAAGACAAGAGGGAGUUGUCUCUGACAAAAGAUGAAAGAGAUAAAGAGAGGGACCUGUUGGAUAAGAGCCGACAUCAUUCUAACAGAUCCUCUCCAGCAUCAGCUCCUGUCAGCCACCAAAUAAGCAACCUCAUCCGCAGCAACAGCCAGACCCCUAGCGACUCUCUGAGACAAGGCAGCCUAGGGGACAGGUCCAAAGAGAUUGAACGGGAAAAUGCUGAUCGCUUGCGUGAUGUUCCAUCCACAGAGCACAAGAUCAAGGAAAGCCGUUCUCCAGUAAAAGAACCCACAGUUCAUGAUAAGAGGACGAUAGAGGAUGGCGGAAAGCCAGUCAUCCAGUCUGUAUCACCGUAUGGUAAACCAGUCCUAAGUGAAAGUUUAAAAUUGAGCAACCUGGUAGGCAAAGACAGUGAAAGGAAGCCUGAAUUGCCAACAGACCUCCAGAAGAUCAAGAGUGAUGUAAAAGUUAAGGAGGAACGCAAAGAGGAUUCGGAUGUGUUGGUAGUAGGCUCAGAGCCUCCACAUCCGGUCCGGACAGUGGAACAUCAGCCACUUCCACCUCAAUCUUCCUUGCAUGGGUUAUCUUUGCACCACACAAUGGCAGCCUCCAUGCAACUCCCAAUGGGUAGUGUCCACCAAAUGAACAACUUGAAUAUGCUGGACCGCAGUAGAGUAAUGACCCCACUUAUGGGAAUGGGCCAUCUUACAGGCAGAGAGAGGCUUCCACAUGCAAGUUUUGCAUGGGACCCAGUGAGAGACCCCUUGCGUGAUGCUUACCGCACACUGGACUUGCAGAGACGGAUGGAUUUUCACUUGCGUGCUGACGGUAUGCACAGGUACCCAGGGACAGCUGCUGCCACCUUCUACGAUCAUGAACGGUCUUACCGUGAUCGUGAGCCACAUGAUUACAGCCAUGAACAGCUCUUGGAAGCAAGAAGGGAACAGGAACGAUUGAGACAUGCAGAUGAACGUGAGCGAGAACGAUUACAUUUAAGGGAAGAGAUAGAAAGGGCACGAAUGCACCAUCUUCACUCCUCCCCACUAGAGAGCCAUUUGGCACACAUGCCCUCCUUCAUGCCACACUUGAGUGGUGUGCCCUAUCCUAGACUCAGCCCUUCAGGGGCCAUGCACAAUGGAAUUCUAAACCGGACCCCACCCACAGCUGCACUAAGUGCCCCCCCUCCUUUAGUGCCAGCCAGCAACACAAGGCCCGCCUCCCCCCGCAGGACUAAUCCCCUCACAAGUUCAGAAGCACGGGACUUUUCACCUUCCAGAAAUCCUAAAGAAGUUGAGGCCCGAUAGUCUUCUAAAAAAAAAAAAAAAAACAA